CUGGCACAAUGGGAGGAGUACACACAGCUCUAAUUGCAUUUUUCAUGUCAUAUAUCCACAAUGUAGAAAGUGGUAACUGUGGGAUUGACCUGCCUGUGAUAAUAGAUGUCAGCUGUAGUAUCUCUAAUGCUAGUAAGACAGGAAUGAAAGCCGACCUGACUACAAUAGCAACAAAACUGAACACUAUGACAGGCUGUGGCUCAGAUCCUGUCCGAACAAGGGUCUCUGUCACAUUAUUUGCAAAAGAAGUAGAGAUCGCUGUCCCGCUGAAUAUGGAUGGGGACUGUACGUCUUUGGAAGGAAGGCUAGCAAAUGUGAACAUAUUGAAAGAUUUGGGAUGUAAUACACGUACUAGUGAUGCUAUAGUACAAUCACUACAACAGGGGACUCGUUCAAGUACAACAGAAUCUGGUAACCAAUAUAUUAAUAAACAAGCAACACUUCUUGUCACUGAUGGAGCAUCCUAUCCAUGUGAUCCAUAUCAUAACAACCUGUUGAACAUAGCUCAGUAUUUUAAAGUUCUAAAUUGGCCGAUUUAUGUGUUAAAACUUCCUCAAGUUGAUGGGGGAGAUGUAUGUACAGCACAAAAUAUUGAUACAGAACUGGAUGCCCUGACAGCAGAAAACACUAAUCGGCUAUUUGAGAGUGGUUUCGACAACUUUGCAGCAACAAUAUCUCAAGUAAUCGAUCAAAUUUUUCUGGAUACUGACACCACUUGUGAUUUUGAAGCACCUCUGCCAGUGACGGAACCACCACCAACAAUAUACCCACCUCCACCUCCCAGGCCAGAGAGAUGCUGCACUUGUGAUCACUGUGGUCUGGACCUUACAAUAGCAUUUGACAUCAGCUGUAGUAUUGCACCUGGAAACAAGAGUAGGAUAGCUGCUGCAAUUCCUGCUAUUGCUGAGCACUUGAGCCAGAGAGGAGGCUGUGGCAGCGGUGUUAUGGAAACUGACUUUACAGCAAUCACAUAUGCUAAACUCACAGAAGUGCAUUGGGAACUUGGAAGUGCAACAAGUUGUGCAAACCUGAAACAACGUUUACAAAAUAUUGAUAUACAUCGGGAUGCUGGAUGUAACACAAGAACCAGCGACGCUAUCAAGGCUUCUCAUGAGGAAUUAAAAAACUAUGCAAUACGACAGCAAGCAUUGGAGGAUGCCAUACGAGAGGAACAUCCUGAAUAUACAAGCAAAAAGAAUAAGUGGGCGAUAGGUUUAGUUACUGACGGAGCUUCAUUCCCCCAAGAUUACCAUACAAAGCUGAUUACAAUAGCUGCAGAAUUGAAAGCUUUGGAUAUUCCUAUAUAUAUGCUCGUUCUGCCUCAAAAUAUUGGAGAUGAUUCGGAUGAAGAAAACAUGAGAGAAGAAAUAGAAGCAUUGUCAGACAAUUAUGACAAUCGAGUAUUCCAUUCUACAUUUGAGGAGCUUGAUGAAGCAUUAUACAAAAUGAUUGACAAAAUCUACUCUACAGCUAAUAGAAGGUGUCCUCUUUUAACAUGCUGUCAAUGCACUGAUGAUUGUGGUCCCAUAACUCCUCCAGUGAAUGGAGGUGUGAACUAUUUAGAUGGCGGCACAACAUACAGAAGCCGGGCAAAGAUGACAUGUGACUGCAGCCAUAGAUUAAGUGAAGACAGAACUUACACAUGCCAAAUUGAUGGUACAUGGGAUAACUUGUGUAAUCCUGUUACAUGUGUACCUAUAUCAAAAUGGGAAGAUACUGUUCAGGACGCUUGUCUUGAUAUUGUACCAUCUAAAGAGUUUGCAAGUAUCAACAAUAUUGAUAUAUGUAAGUCACUGUGCGAGGCUGAAGAGACAUUCAGUUGUGAAGCUAUCCAGUAUUAUCCUGAUUCUAAAGACUGUGCUCUAUAUAAUGGGAAUGAAGUACUACAAAAUCCAUGUACUACCGAAACUCAAACUGUCAUCUAUGCUGGGCGUAAAUCUCCAGCUCCAAUACCAAACCAGUGGCAACCCGAUACACCAGGCUUCAGUUUUGCUAAUAAUGACUUCAAAGAUGUGUCUCCUAUCUCUGAUCUUGAAACAUGUAAGUCACAAUGUGAAGAAGAGACAGAUUUUGUGUGCUGGUCUAUUCAAUUUGAGCCACCAACUGGAUGUAAAGUAUCUAGGAUGAGAUCUGUAAAUGGUGAGCCAUUGCAACUUAUACCAUCUUGGCCAGAUGUGAUUAUUUCUGAGCGUACACCAUGCCCAGGUGUAGAUGCAGCAUCUCCACUAGAGUAACAAACUAUGCACAAAGUACCAAAAAAAAAAUUUGUUUACUGUGCAUCUGUUUUCUGAUAACAUACAGGUACCUCAAUGAUUAGAUAAUUUGAAAUUAAAGUUUGAUCAUCUGUAGUUUUAAUAAAUUUUUCAAGGAA
This is a messenger RNA of Owenia fusiformis, 2371 nucleotides long. The record is from the annotation of a GenBank genome assembly. NCBI's taxonomy places the organism in Eukaryota, Metazoa, Annelida, Polychaeta, Sabellida, Oweniidae.